AGCAUCAUCUCCUAGUUUAUCUAGAGAAGACGCAGAAGUGGCUUGAAAUUGAGAAUUGGCGUGAUCUUGAAAUUUGAAAGAAAUUAUACUGCAACAUUACCUAGCUCAUUGGGCAAAGGGACUAUAUCGGAGACAGAGAUAGAGUGAAAAUGAUGAAACAUCGAAAUGAUAAAUGAUUAGGCUGCAAUAUAGUCAUUUUAAUUUUCCCGAUGCCUGACCACAGUACAGUUGAGAAUCUGUUUGGAUGCUAUCUGCUGUAUUGCAGAAAUGAGCGGUAUAAGGGGCAGACAUACAUUGGCUUUACAAACAACCCCACACGCAGAAUUCGGCAGCAUAACAACGGUACGAAAGCAGGUGGUGCAUACCGCACAAGUAACAAAGGACCAUGGGACAUGGUUUUGAUGAUCCAUGGGUUUCCAACAAAAAUAUCCGCACUCAGAUUUGAGUGGGCUUGGCAGCACCCGAAGAAGUCACGCCGCCUUCAUCAUCUGCCCGGGAAACGGUCCUCAGAGAAGAAAUUCGAGUAUUGUUUCCGUGUCGUCUGUGAGAUGCUACGGACGGCUCCGUGGGAGAGGCUGCCCCUGACCAUCAGGUGGUUGAAGCAGGAAUACCAGCUGGAUUUCCCCGUAGGCAGAGAACCUCCCACACACAUGCCGAUGGCGUAUGGAGUCGUGUUCAAUAAGAAGGUAAAGCCAGCUGAGAGGAUAGAGACAAAUUCCCAGCCACAACAGGCGGCUACGUCUGAUUCUGACCUUCCUUCUCUGUCGAUUUCAAGCACGUGCCAGCGUUGUGCAGUUUGUGUAAAAAAACUUCGGCCGGAUGCAAAUACCAUUAGCUGCUUGGCUCCUACCUGCAACAUGAAAUCUCACGUUAUAUGUCUGGCUUCCAAUUUCCUCAAAUACACCAAAGAAAGCGAUUCUCAGCAGAUACUGCCGGUGGAAGGGAAGUGCCCCCGAUGUAAGAUAGAAGUGCUGUGGGGAGAUCUGAUUAGGCACAAGCAAGGCUGCUACCAGGACAUACAGGUUGAAGAAAACACAGGCAGCAGUGAAGAUGACGUCUGGCAGAGAAGUUGACCUGGCAACCAUCGUGUCCAUCGUCCCCAUCGGUCCCAAUGAGUGAUAUUGUCUGUGGCUGUGUUACAUAUAAAGAGGAUGAGGAUGAUGCUUAUAAAUGCUAAUUACAUUCUGGUAUGAGGUAAUGAGAUAAACUAAGUGAUUCCAGUAAGAUAAAUGUAUAUACUAUUUAUAUUAAGGAACCCAAUGAGUGAAAUUUCUUUGACAUACUAUAGAGUGAAAAUAUGUUUCCAAUGGGUGUUGCAUAAACAAUGUAAAUAUGAAACAGGAUAAUUUAAGAUGUAAAGAGGUUAUAUUUAUUUCUUCGGCAUCUUUGCUCUGGAUUUAUAUUUAUCUAUGGUAUUAUUGAAAAUUAAAUUGGUUAAAUUUGAAAUGAUUUUUGCAUAAAAGGUUUUCAGGUGCGCUCCUCUUAUUGCGCAGCUUCAUAUAAUUGUGAUACGUCGUCACAUGUAAUUAUGCUUCAGCGACAGUUAAAGUUGAGUGGCAUAUCUCUGUUUUGCUGUCAAUAAUGAAUUCCAUAAUGAUAUUAUUUUUUUAUCUCCAACAUGAAUGAUAGUACAUGAUGUUACCUAUCAUGGAUGUUCUAUAGAGUCUACGACUGUGUAUUGUUAUUGUUACUUGAAAAAGAACCUAAUGCAUAUUGAA
Molecule: messenger RNA, 1718 nt
Organism: Priapulus caudatus
Lineage: Eukaryota; Metazoa; Priapulida; Priapulimorpha; Priapulimorphida; Priapulidae
Product: structure-specific endonuclease subunit slx1-like
Exons: 6
Coding region: 210-1073 (287 amino acids)
Biological process (GO): double-strand break repair via homologous recombination
Cellular component (GO): Slx1-Slx4 complex
Molecular function (GO): 5'-flap endonuclease activity; crossover junction DNA endonuclease activity
Source: RefSeq, a predicted model, not a curated record